UGCUCUGCGUCUUGGGGAUCUGCCCCCUGGUGCGCUGCGGUCAGGCAGGAGACGCCUCACGGAGGGAGCUGGAGAGGGGGGACGAAAACCGCUUCCUGGAGCGCCAGAGCAUCGUGCCACUGCGUCUCAUCUACCGCUUGGGCGGCGAGGACGAAACUUGGCACGACCGGCUCAACACGCGGGUGCGGGGCGACCUUGGUGGCCAGCAGCUGACUCAUGUGGACAAGACAAGCUUCCAGGUGGAUGCCUUUGGAACAUCAUUCAUUCUGGAUGUCCGGCUAAACCAUGAGUUGCUGUCCUCUGGUUAUGUAGAGAGACACAUUGAACAUGGAGGCAAGGCUGUGGAAAGCAAAGGAGGAGAACACUGUUACUACCAGGGCCAGAUCCGAGGAAACCCCGCCUCAUUUGUUGCCCUGUCAACCUGCCAUGGACUCCAUGGGAUGUUCUAUGAUGGGAACCACACAUAUCUCAUUGAGCCAGAAGAAAAUGAGACCUCCCAAGGGGAGUCUCAUUUUCACUCGGUUUACAGAUCCAGACUCUUUGAAUUUCCCUCGGAUGACCUUCCCACUGAGUUUCAACGAGUCAAUGUUACUCCACCAAAAUUUAUCUUGAAGCCAAGACUAAAGCGGAGUAAACGGCAGCUUCUUCGACUUCCCCGUAAUGUAGAGGAGGAAACUAAAUACAUCGAACUGAUGAUUGUGAAUGAUCAUAUCAUGUUUAAAAAGCAUCGGCUUUCCGUUGUACAUACAAAUACCUAUGCAAAGUCUGUGGUGAACAUGGCAGAUAUGAUCUAUAAAGACCAACUUAAGACUAGGAUAGUGUUGGUUGCCAUGGAAACCUGGGCUGCUGACAACAAAUUCGCCAUUUCUGAGAACCCACUGAUCACCCUGCGUGAGUUCAUGAAAUACAGGAGGGAUUUUAUCAAAGAGAAGAGUGACGCGGUCCAUCUUUUCUCGGGAAGUCAAUUUGAGAGUAGCCGGAGCGGCGCAGCUUACAUUGGUGGGAUUUGCUCGCUGCUGAGAGGAGGAGGCGUGAAUGAAUUUGGAAAAACCGAUUUGAUGGCAGUUACACUUGCUCAGUCGUUAGCCCACAACAUUGGUAUAAUCUCUGACAAGAGGAAAUUAGCAAGUGGCGAGUGCAAAUGUGAGGAUACGUGGUCGGGAUGUGUGAUGGGAGACACCGGCUAUUAUCUCCCCAAAAAGUUCACUCAGUGCAAUAUUGAGGAGUAUCAUGACUUCCUGAAUAGUGGUGGUGGUGCCUGCCUGUUCAACAAGCCUUCUAAGCUUCUCGAUCCUCCCGAGUGUGGCAAUGGCUUCAUUGAAACUGGAGAAGAGUGUGAUUGUGGCACUACUGCAGAAUGCGCCCUUGAAGGAGCCGAGUGUUGUAAGAAGUGCACCUUGACUCAGGACUCUCAGUGCAGUGAUGGCCUCUGUUGUAAGAAGUGCAAGUUUCAGCCUCUGGGGACUGUGUGCCGAGAGGCAGUCAACGAUUGUGAUAUUCGUGAAAUCUGUUCAGGAAAUUCAAGCCAGUGUGCCCCUAAUGUGCAUAAAAUGGAUGGAUAUUCCUGUGAUGGUACUCAGGGAAUUUGCUUUGGAGGAAGGUGUAAAACCAGAGACAGACAAUGCAAAUACAUCUGGGGACAAAAGGUAACAGCAUCUGACAAAUACUGCUACGAGAAGCUGAACAUCGAGGGGACUGAGAAGGGUAACUGUGGAAAAGAUAAAGACACGUGGAUACAGUGCAACAAACGGGAUGUGCUUUGUGGUUACCUUUUAUGCACCAACAUUGGCAAUAUCCCAAGGCUUGGAGAACUUGACGGUGAAAUCACAUCUACAUUAGUUGUACAGCAGGGAAGAACAUUGAACUGCAGUGGUGGGCAUGUCAAGCUUGAAGAAGAUGUUGACCUUGGCUAUGUGGAAGAUGGAACACCCUGUGGCCCUCAAAUGAUGUGUUUGGAACAUAGGUGUCUUUCUGUGGCUUCCUUCAAUUUCAGCACUUGCUUGAACAGUAAAGCAGGCACUGUUUGUUCAGGAAACGGAGUUUGCAGUAAUGAGCUCAAAUGUGUGUGCAACAGGCACUGGACAGGUGCCGACUGCAGUAUACACUCUCCUCACAAUGAUGAUGCAAAGGCUGGCAUCACCCUAUCUGGCAACGGUGUUGCUGGCACUAAUAUCAUAAUAGGAAUAAUUGCUGGCACCAUUUUAGUGCUGGCCCUCAUAUUAGGAAUAACUGCCUGGGGUUAUAAGAACUAUCGAGAACAGAGACAGUUACCCCAGGGAGAUUAUGUUAAAAAGUCUGGAGAUGGCGACUCUUUUUAUAGCGACAUCCCUCCCGGAGUCAGCACAAACUCAGCAUCUAGUUCUAAGAAGAGGUCUGCUUUUCUGUCGCAUUUUCAGAUUUCCACCUGCUCCAUCACACAUUAUUCCAUUAGUCAGAACAUUUCAUUAUUUUGCAGCAGGUCAAAUGGGCUCUCUCAUUCCUGGAGUGAAAGGAUUCCAGACACAAAACAUAUUUCCGACAUCUGUGAAAAUGGGAGACCUCGAAGUAACUCCUGGCAAGGUAACCUUGGAGGCAACAAAAAGAAAAUCAGAGGCAAAAGAUUUAGACCUCGAUCUAAUUCAACUGAGAGGGAGCCCCAAGCUCCUGAGCCUGGGCACUCCCUCGCCCAGACAAUCCUAUCCCAAGGCAUAAGUCCAGGGGGCUCUGACAGCCCCCAGACAGGGAGUCUGGAUCACAGGUAUUUAAACCCAUGGUUCAAAAGAGACUAUAAUGUAGCUAAGUGGGUAGAAGAUGUGAAUAAAAACACAGAAGGACCAUACUUUAGCUCCCAAGAUGGCCAACAUCAGGAAGACAGGACCCUGUCUCCUGCCAAGUCUCCUUCUUCAUCAACUGGGUCUAUUGCCUCCAGCAGAAAAUACCCAUACCCGAUGCCUCCACUUCCUGAUGAGGAGAAGACAGUGAACCGACAGAGUGCCAGGCUAUGGGAGACAUCCAUUUAAGAACAACUGUUUACAUGUGUCACAUCGAAACUGUUUACUUCAACUUUUAUAGAAACCCAGCCACCCAGAAAUCACUGCGAAUCUAUCUGUUCUUCACACGAUUUGAAGGCGCUCUGAGAUGCCAGAGGAGAGGAAGCCAUGGGUCAUGCCUGGAUGCUGUUUUCUUCUUGUCAUUGGCUUAAAGUUUAACCAAACAGUAAAAAGACCUACUGGAAUUUUACACUACAACAUGGAACCAUUUAUGGUCUGGUAUUGGUAUGUGAAUGGAUAAUCCGCAUGGCAGACAUCUGUAGAAUAUCAAUAAAACUAAACUCACAUGACCCAAAUGUAGUAGGUUUUCCUGAGGGACAGAAGUGGAUUCAGAACUGGGCAUUCUGAAACAUAUCCUCAUUGCAAACAAUAACGCCAUAUGCAUGAAGCUUCUGUGCAUUGCUUUCCAUAUACAAGGAAACAACAUGCCAUAAUAGACACUAGCAUGCAGGGCUGAGGCAUACAGAUUGCAGGACUGCACAGCUUCGAGAGGCCAAUACCCAUAUGCUAACUUUAAACAUGUAUUUUUAUUUUUUUUUACUUUUCAUAUUUAUAUUAGCAUACAAGGACAACUGUACAUAUGUAAACCUUUUUAAAUUUAAAAAGGAACUGUUACAUAUAAGUGUAUUUUGCCAAAUGCCUAAAAACAGUCAGUCACAAUUCUCUCAUUGUCCUUCAUCCUGUGGUCUUGAGAGUGGAAGUGGAUGAUGUUGUAAAUAGAGUGGUCGAUGCUGUAAGAGCAUCUUUCCAUAACUGGCAGUCAUCUAAACCAUGUGAUUUCCCUUUAAAGUGUGUACAGUGUGGAGGAGGUUUUGUUGCGUAAGAGAUCAAAGUGCUCAGACAAGCAUCUGGCCUCUGCAUCUUGCUGAAGGUGGGAUCUCUAUAUGUGGUGGCCAUGCAGCAUCAGGACAUGCUGGAGCUGACAGACUCUCUGGGAAUCUGCCAGCCUUCUCUUCCACAUCUAAGACACAUGGUGCCCGUCACAGUAGCCGUUCUCACUCGGUACCUGGAGGCCAUGGAGUGCCCUCCCCUCCAGAAAGUGUCUUGCUGAGAUUGAGCAGAUGCACCAAAGACACAGACCACUGAGUGGGCAGCUCCCAUCUGACCAGUACCUGAGCCCUUUCUGGCCUGAAGUUUGGGCUCCUUAACAAAACCCUUACAACCAUUCUUAUCUGUGAAAGGGGUGGCCUGUUUCCACAACUUUAAUGCAUUUAACAUCACUGGGAUGUAAGUCCCAGUAGGUCAUUCUGGAUGACUUUGAACAAGAUGGUGUCUAGAAGACUCAACAGGGCAUAAAAGAUCAAUAAAGUCUAAGGCUACAUAGAUGCAGUACCUACAAAGGUCACUAUUAGCCUUCAGGGGAAAGAACCAAAGGUUUUGAGCUGUAUACAGUUUGAUCCAUUGAAAAAUGAUAUUUUAUGUGAAAUCUUGUUAUUUAAAAUGAAAAAUUAAUAGCUGUUCUAAUGCAAUUUUAUCACUCAAAAAGAAAGACACUCUAGUGAGAUCUGAAACUCAUAGGGUCAAUCAUAUGAUCUGCUGUGCAGUAUACUCCUGCCCCGCCCCUUUCCUUACUGUUUUAUGUGAGGGAUGGAGUCAUCAGACAAGACAUCAGAAAUGUACUCUACAUUUGAUUUCUCCCACAAGUGUCCAGGGUCGGUUUGUUUCAUCUCUGUGUAGAAUUGUCUAAGAUGUCCCAGCUGAAGGGCCAGACUGGAAGGCAGGGGUGUACUCAGUUUAUGUCUUUUGUAAUGGUCCAUUCUCCCCAAACACCUGGAAGAUGCUGGGAAAUCCAUUUAAUUUAGACAAAAUCAUACAGGAAAAACAGUUUACCAUAACAGGAAAGGCUAGAGCUUGCUGAUGGCUCAAUAAAACAAUCUUAGACAAAGGCAUGGAUGAGUGGAGCAACGUCUCCAUAUAGCUCAAGGCAAGGACAGAAGGGCAGAGAGGUGACCAAUAGAAAGAUGUAGCAAAUGAAGUGGCCUUUGAACAAGAUCACUUCAAAUGUGCACUGAAUGUUUUCUGGUACUGAGUAUAUAAAGUGCUAGUGUAAAAUAAGGUUUAUUUUGACUACAAGAAAAGAGUUUAUAGCUUUGACUGAAAGGUGCCUCAUGUAAAUACGCUUGGUAGUUAGAGUUACUUACAUAAGCCCUGGUUUGGAAGAAUUCACAAGUGGCUAGCUGGUGAACUGAUUAUCUGUCUCCCUGCAUGUCUUUCCUCAUCAAUUAUUUUUCCUGAAGUUAUCAUUGAAAAAUCACUGUCAUUGUCACGUGCCUUUUGGGAGAGACAGUUGCUCUCGUUUGCAGACUGAUUUUAGAAACACAAGAGCUUUAAUGUUCUCGUAGGGUAUGUAUCACCCAUGUUUAAGCAUUCUUAGAAUUGUUUUUGGAACCAACAGACUUUAGUGUUGAUGGUUAGCUUCAAGAUGUAUCGGUAGACUUACCGGUGUUAGUGAUGUAGAUCAUUCAUCUUAACUACGUAUGACUUCAUUCGCUGAGGUAGAUAGAAUAGACUCAUGGAAUCAAGUACAAGCACAGUGAUUUUUUUCUCUCUUAAAUGUCUAUUUUGAGAGGAACUUUGAAGCUCCAUAGUGGUUUGAGUGGUGCAACUAAUAUUCAUACUUCCCAGUCUACUGUGGGAUCAUUACUAUGCCGUUUCUCUUUCUCUUGGCAUCAGUACGACUGCAGAAAGCCCAAAUGCCUGAGAUGUUCCAUUCAAUAGCUCAUUUCAUUCCCAUGUAAAGGAAUGUUUAAGUCUUUCCACAGUGUGACCUGGGAGGCCUGAAGUAACAGAGAGGCCUUAAGGAACAGACUGGCCAGACCAACUCUUCCUGGCCAACUGUUCUUAGGUGGGAAACCUUCCUCUAGAGUCAGCGGGAUACAGAACGGCCCCAGUCACAUGCAUUCUGCAGAAAGCAGGAGAUGGGUGGUGCUUAGAUGGUGCAGCAUGGUGAUUCUCACUGUUGUGUAGUGGUUGGAUAUAAAGAACAAAAAGCACAUGUCUCAGCCUCUCACUUAGAUGCUAAAUGAGGAACAGCCCAUCUUUAGGUUCCUUAACAGAAGCAUUGUCUGGGGAUGAGAUACCUUCUGAGCAGUGCAACCUGGGCAUCUCAUUUCAUUAUACAGUUUCUUUUCCUUGUUGUUUUACAAGGCUUUUAAAAUAGUGUUUGUACAGAAGGUCAGUGCAAUAUAGAAUUUAUGUAUGAAAGAUUGAUGGUAUCUAAUAGAAGCCCCAGUGAUGAUAACACCACACAUUCCCUGCCCUCCCAGGGUGUGGGUGGGAGGCUGCUGUGUGUUCCAGAACAGGUCCACCUGCCUUUCUUCUGGUAUCACCUUGCAUAUCUACACUUCAUCCUGCCCAUGGCCCUAUGCCUUCUGUAGCUAUGUUACCUGUUGCCCUUUGUGUUUUUGUUCUUUGGUUUUUAUGGUUAUCUUUGAACCCGGCCAAGUGUGGUAUUUGUGCUCUUCUUGCAGGGCUUUAGAGUCAAGUUUGUUCAUUUAUUCACUUCACCCUGUCAUUUGCUAUUGUCAUAUGAAAUUUAAUCGACAGUUGUGAAAAUUGGCUCAGGCAGCAGCCCAUCUGCCUGUAUGAGCAGCAUGCUGUUAAAAUGUCCCUGCUGGUCACUAUUGGCACUUGCUGACAGCAUAUGCUCUGUGGAGCAGGCAUUUUCAGCUCUUAGAGUUUUCCUACCACCCCUGCAGGUGCAGAACAAAAUUGCCGCCCCCCCCAGACUUGGAAAGCAGAAGUAGUUAUUUCCAAUCCUGUUUUGGUCAUGGUUUUGUCAGUCCUCAACAUGGAGCAUCUAAAGUCAGUAAACAUAAAAUCAAAACCAUUGUUCGUUGCAUUUGUGCCCUUUGUAUCCCUGGCCUUAGAAAACAGUAUCAUUACUAUGGGAUCUGAUGGCUGCAUUUAGGACCUUCCUACUUCCAAAUUGUCUGAGCAGGACUUUCCCUCGUGAUUAGCAACGCCCCCUAGCAUGCAGGCUAGUGCCUUCUUUGGGUAAAAUAGAAACUGGGAGAACCACAGGAUUAGGACUAGGGAAGGUCGUCUUUCAUUUUCUUUUAACAUGCUGGUUUGAUUGUGCACCUUGGAAAGUCACUAAGAAAUGGAUCUCAGGGUCUAAAUCUCAGGAAGGGAAUAAGCAACAGAGAGUUUGGGAAGAUCCUGGGUCAUUUAGUCCCAGCACAGGCCCACAGUGCACAUCCUCGUGAAGCAGGCAGAAGCGAUCAAGAUUGUCACUGGCCACGCUGAAGGGACGCAGAGGGCGCCAGCAGCAGACUGUGCGCUUCGCAGUUUUCUGGAGUUUUAGUUUUCUACAGAUUUUCCUGUCCAGUGCUGUGUCCCUGUUGCACUGUUCACUGACCUGCAUCGUGCUGGAAGGGGCUUCGGGAGUGGUAGGAGUGUUGAUCACAGGCAUCCAUGGAAUCAAAUCCCAACAAAAUGUAUUUUAUUCUGUUUCCUUUUACAAAAAGGCACACAGUGAGAUGAAGCAAUCUUAAGUCAGUAUACACAAUGGCCAUCAGUUCUGUUUGUGAACAAAGGUUCGUUUCCCUGAAUGUAUGAAGAUGCAUGUACGUGUAUUCUGCAUUCAGCUUAUAUUUCAGGACAUGAUCUGUUCUGAUAGUUGAGUUUUAAAAUAAUGCAAAUAGCCCAAAUCUUUAAAUAUAGCGGUGCUACGUUUUAUCAGAUAACACAACACAGAACGUGCUGAAAUGAAUCCAGACACUUAGGAGGAACAAAAAGGGUUCCUGUUAAAUUACACACUUGUAUCACUGCCUAAUUUGAAAACCCACUUUUCCUUUCUAAUCCAGCACAAUAUCAAACUGCAACUCUGCAGCUCCUCUUUUAAUGGGCACAAAUAACCCAACACCUUUUUUUGUUGUUGUUUUGUUUUUAAUGGAAAACUUUUUUUUUUUUAACACUAACUGCAAAGUGCUUAGCAAAAGGUUCCUUCAGGAUACAGAGCAUUUUUUUUUUCAACUUGUUGGAAGACUUGCCCCCAAACUAGCAUUUCCAAAUGACAAUUUCCAGAAAUGGCUCAUUUCGCCUAACCAAAGCAGCUCAUGUUAGUUGGCUUUAGGUCUCUGCCAGUGCUUCCCAUAUUCAUAGCCUCCGAGGGUGGCACCCAUCUAAGAUAACAGAGGCCACCCCAUGGGGAUGUGUUGAGAGCAUCAGUGUGGUUCACUUGGACUAACCAGGUACUCGUGUGUGUGUGUGUGUGUGUGUGUGUGUGUGUGUGUAUACUUAGAUUCACAUCAUUCAAGCCUCCUCUCUGCUACUCCGCACGCACUUCCGGUUCUUAUGCUAUUUUAAAACUCCUGGGUUUUGGCAAACGCCAACAGAAAUGUAAAUGGUGAUUGCCUUCCUAAGCAAGUGUGGUUUGUUUUAUGGCCGUUCAAGUUAUAAAGUUGUUCUCAUAUUGUAGGUAAACAAAAUCUUGCUGUUUUUAAAGGUCACUGUAAUUGGAGAUUUAACUUUCUGGCACAAUUUUAUUAGUGUUCACUUCUGAAGCUAAUAAUAUAUCAGAGUUUUCUAUGUUACUCUCAUUGUAACAUCAAUAAAGUGACUUUCAAUAAAAGAUUUAUGUUAUUUUGA
Cricetulus griseus (Chinese hamster) is the source of this 8621-nucleotide messenger RNA. Lineage: Eukaryota; Metazoa; Chordata; Mammalia; Rodentia; Cricetidae. The record is from RefSeq and is a predicted model, not a curated record.